AUGGCCAAAUUCGACGGCUUCGAGCCUCGACUCAGAUUUCUCAAGGAAGCAGCACACCUGCUCGCAAUUGCUUCUCCGACAACGUCCGCAACACUCGGUGCGGAGCGUGACAGGCUUUUACAAUCACAGGAAGCAGACAUCCGGGCCUCGAAGAAAGAAUGGGAUGCACACCGCCGCGAAGUUUGCGGCGCCUGCGGAAAUUUAAUGAUUCCUGGAUGGUCGUGUGAGGUUUCUUCACAGUCUCCCAGAAAGCAUGACAAGCAAAGCAAUCAGAACAAGUCAAAGCAAUUGAGAAGCCAGGAGAAAGCCAUGGUAUAUUCCUGCCUCCGAUGCCACCGCAAAACAACACAAAGCCUGCCGUCCCGGCCGCCAAUGCACCUUAAGAGAAAGUCUGAUUGGCCUCAAGAGUUAACGUCAUCAGUCGAAGCCAGGGAAUCCAGAACAGACUAUAGGAGCAAAAUAUUGAAAUCGGCCAAUGUGAGCAGUAAACAAAGAGCGAAGGCCCGCAAAGGUGGCCUCCAAGCAAUACUCGCAAAAAGCAAGGCGCAGAAUGCCGGACUGCAACAAGGUCUUGGGCUCGACCUGAUGGACUUCAUGCAGUGA
Lindgomyces ingoldianus is the source of this 603-nucleotide messenger RNA. RefSeq lists its product as uncharacterized. Gene Ontology annotation, cellular component: nucleolar ribonuclease P complex. Lineage: Eukaryota; Fungi; Ascomycota; Dothideomycetes; Pleosporales; Lindgomycetaceae. Bases 1 to 603 code for a protein of 200 amino acids. The transcript has a single exon. The record is from RefSeq and is a predicted model, not a curated record. Gene Ontology annotation, biological process: tRNA processing.